AGAUGUGGCAACAUAUAGCAAUCGUGUGAAAAUGAAAUAAAAAAAUUAAAACUAAAAAAUUUUACUAAUAUGUCUUUACUAUUAUUCUAUUCCUAAUGUGAACUAUAUUUAAGUUAUAAGAAAAGACUAACAUGAAGAAAUGACCAUGGAUAAAUCUUCCUCGGGACCCAGGAAGAUUCUUCGAGCCCCUGCAUUACGUCGGGGUCGGGAGGUCAUUCCCAUAUCUAGUAGGGUAAAGCUAGAAAGGGUGCUUGGUCUAACUGUUUCCAAUAAUUCUGCUUUUGACUGUGAUCCAAAUGCAAGCAUUGUUGCAUAUCCUGCUGGUUGUGUUGUUGUUAUUUAUAAUCUACGAAAAAAUAAACAAGGCCAUAUUCUCAGUAGUUCCAAAAAGACAAUCACUUCCUUGUCAUUUUCUUCAGAUGGCAAAUAUUUGUCUACAGGAGAGUGCGGACACCAGCCUCAUGUUCGAGUUUGGGAUGUUCAGGAAAAAAUUCAAGUAGCAGAAUUUCAGGGCCAUAAAUAUGGAAUUAAUUGUGUAGCAUUUUCUCCCAAUUUGAAGUAUGUGGUUUCAGUUGGAUCCCAGCAUGAUAUGAUAGUCAAUGUUUGGGACUGGAAAAAUAAUGUUAAAGUUGCUUCCAACAAAGUAUCUUGUAAAGUUAAAGCUCUUUCAUUUGCAUCAAAUGGAAAUUAUUUUGUUACUGUUGGAAACCGCCAUGUUAAGUUUUGGUAUUUAGAAUGCUCCCGAUCUGCAAAGUAUAAACAUGAAGCAGUGCCAUUGAUGGGACGAUCUGCUAUAUUAGGAGAUCAGCGAAACAAUUAUUUUUGUGAUGUUGCCUGUGGAAAGGGAGAUAUGACUGAAAGUACUUAUGCCAUUACCAAAUCAGGUCUACUUUGUGAGUUUAACAGCAGACGUCUCCUGGAUAAAUGGGUUGAAUUGAGGACUACUAGUGCAAAUAGUAUAUCAGUGGGAGAUAAUUUAAUUGUCAUUGGUUGUGCUGAAGGUGUAAUUAGAUGUUUUAAUCCUUUUAAUUUAAACUUUAUAUCAACAUUACCUAGACCUCAUGCACUAGGAGUAGAUGUAGCUAAAGGUCUAGUGGCAGGUAAAUCAACAUCCUCGCAUCAACCUAGUGCCAAGUAUCCAGAUACCAUUGCCAUAGCUUUAGAUGAAAUUAAUAACAAAGUCACUUGUGUAUAUAAUGAUCACAGUUUAUACGUGUGGGACAUCAAAGAUACCAAAAAAGUAGGAAAAUCUCAUUCUUUCAUGUAUCAUAGUGCCUGCAUUUGGGGUGUUGAAGUUUAUCCAGAAUUAAAUGAAAAUUUGAAAAAUAUUUUGCCCAAAGGAACGUUUUUAACUUGUUCUAGUGAUGAUACUAUUAGAUUUUGGAAUCUUGAACCUUCUAUUGAAGAUGAUACUGGUUACCAUAGGAACAUCUAUAGUACUGAAUUGCUCAAAAUUUUAUACAUUGAUUCAGAGCUUUCUUACCUGUGUGAUACAGAAUUGAAUUCUAGUGGUAGUAAUGACAAGGUUGAUACCACAUAUGAUGGCAAAAAUGGAGUUCGGUGCCUCAGGAUAUGCCCAGAUGGUAGAAAUCUUGCAUCCGGGGAUCGAUCGGGUAAUAUCAGAAUUCAUAAUUUAGAAUAUGUUGAAGAAUUAUGCAAGAUUGAAGCCCAUGACUCUGAAGUGUUGUGCCUUGAAUACUCUAAACCUGCUGUUGUUAAUGGUCAAGAGACACGCUAUCUUGCGUCUGCUAGUCGAGAUCGCCUCAUUCAUGUUUUUGAUGUGAAGCAGGAUUAUGCUUUUCAACAAACACUGGAUGAUCAUUCAUCUUCCAUUACUGCAGUGCGAUUUGUGCAGAAUGAGGACACACUCCAGAUGAUAUCAUGUGGUGCUGACAAAUCUAUUAUUUUCAGAAAAGCAACUUAUAAUCCUCAGUUGUCAUUGCUAAGAGAACAUCACGUAGUUGGAAAAACGACACUGUAUGAUAUGGAAGUGGAUGUUCAGCAACGUCACAUUCUUACCGCUUGCCAGGAUAGGAAUAUCAGAGUUUACUCAGUGUUGAAUGGAAAACAUGUCCGAUGCUUCCGUGGCUCUCAAGGAGAAGAUGGAACAUUAAUAAAGGUUGUGCUGGACUCUUCUGGGACGUACCUUGCAACCAGCUGUACAGACAAAAGCUUGUACCUGUAUGAUUACAUUACAGGAGAAUGCCUAGCAACAAUGUUCGGACAUUCAGAACUGGUGACUGGAUUAAAGUUUUCAAAUGAUGGCAGACAUUUGAUUUCUGUUUCUGGAGAUGGGUGCAUAUUCUUGUGGAGAUUGCCGAUUGAUGUAACUCAAAACAUGCUGAAUAAGCAAAUUCUUAUUGAAGGUUCUGGUCUUCCAAGUUUAUGGCAAGAUGGCAGAAAGAAUGCCAUAGCUAUCACAAAGCCUAUUCAACUGUUGGAUAAUAAUGGAGAUAAGACUGAUAAUUCAGACCUAGUCAAUAAUGUGAAUGCCAAUGAAACAACCCCUCCAGGCUAUAGAUUUAGUAUUGGUCAAUUACCAUUAUGGGCCAAGAAACAAGUACUUGAAAAACUGCCUGACAAUUCUAAUCAGAAUUUACCCCCACCCAUACCCCCUAGAGGGCGUUGGGCUCAGAGAGUUGAUGGCCAAGGCCUUGUGGUUCGAUCUUUUUUGGAGGCUGACUCUGUUAUACCUUUUCCUAAUGUUCCAGAAGAGCAUCAGGCCAAAAAUGGAAAUGAAGAUUUUAACCAGAAUGAAUCUACUAAUCUCCCAAACGAUUCCUUCAAUUCAAUGGAACAGAGCAGAAGAGAAAUUUUAAAUGGAAGCAUUGCUGGGGAAAUGAAUGGUGGUGUAAAUAAUGCAGUUCUGCGCCAUCCCGAUGGUAAUCUCAGAAACAAAAGAGAACGAGCAUUUCCACUGUCUAAUUCAAAUGUCUUACGUUCAGAAGACUUGGAUGCAGAGGAUGAACGGUCUGAUUCUGAAAUAAGCGAAAUGAUUUACUACCCUAUCUCUGAAGAUGGAUCUGAUGUCAUUGAUGUUUCUUUUCAUGUUUGUGCCAAUAAUGAAAUCUCAAAGGAAAAUCCAGGAUAUGCCCAAAAACCUAAACUUGAGCACCAUCAAGGAGAAGCACUAGCAAUAAACACACUGGAACACGAAGCAAACAGUGAUGACGAAGAAGUUAGCACGCCCAUUGAUAGUGAUCGAUCAUUCCUGAGCUCCUUGUGUAUUAGUACUGAGAAUCUGGAAAGGCUGGGGCAGAGGGAAAAGUUUAUGAAAAGCAAUUAUGAGAGUUUAGAGAAAACAGAUUCCAUUGAAUUGCACUCAGAUGAUGUUUUUGAUAAAAAUUUCUACAGGCAAAGUAUAUCUGCAAAGUUCUUGGCUGGAUCUCAUUUACAAACAAGGAGAAUCCUUACUAAUGGAAAUUCUAAAUCCCCUGUUCCACCAGAGAGACAGAUGAGUACACCUACAAGAAAAAGAGAAGAACUAUUGAAAGCAUUAAGUGAUGCUAAAAAGAAAUUAGAAAGUGUUGGAUACAGACGAGGCUUAAGUAGUAGUAAAAGCAUAGCUGAUUUGCACAGUACUCCAGAUAGAGAAAUGUUUAAAGUACCCUCCAAUGGCACACCUGGUGAUAUUCGUCGAGCUGCUUCUAUGAUGGAUUUAUCGCAAUCUCUGAAAAGGGGCCUGUCUCUAACUCUGAGACAAAGUGAAAAUAGUCCGGAAUCUAAUGCACCAUUAUGGAGUCAAAGCAAAAUGUAUCCAGCCUCAGUAUCUACUUCCCCACCUCAGUCCCCUAACCUAACCUCAAACAAAAGUUCUCAAGAUGUUCAAGUAACUAAAACCACUCCCAGCCAGUCUGAAGUGUCUCGUAGCAGCAGCUCCAGCUCCUUGUACAGCAAGAAACAGAACUUAUCGGGAACUCUCCGCAAAGCUUCAUCCGUGUACUCUUUAGACCGAACUUUCCAACGUUCUGCGACCAGCUUGUCCUUUUCAAGAAAUACACCUAGUCCCUCUGGACGUUCUAGUCUACAACCACUGCCAAUACGGAACCAAACUCCUAACAAACUAAUGAAUCGUGAUGUGUCAGACUCUUCAUCGGAUUCAUCACCCACUGAGUCCACUCCAAUGAAGAAUGAUAGAUCUUCGGCAUCUAGCCGGCCCUACGGCAUGCGAAGCAGAUACUUCAGUCUUACGGAUAGUAUACAUCCGCCAGAUUUGAAACCUUCCUCUGUAGAGUCUUCCUCUAGUUUAGGACUACAAAAAUUGAGGAUGAAGUCUCGUAGCGAAUGGGACUUAAAGAACAAUUCUUCGAAUGAUUCCUUCAGGUCUGGUAAAGACUCUUGGCAGAAUAACCGAUACCUGUCAUAUUCCCCACGUAAAAAUUACAUUAGGCCUCUCAAACCCAGCCUGGCAGGGAUUUCUUCCACGUUUUCUAAUUCUGAUAACUCAGAGGGAAAGAGGAAUUUAAGUCAAUCAGAAGAUGCCUCUUUAUUUUCGUGUGAUCCAGCUUCAGUGCCAUUGACUCCUAAUGUGUGUGAGAGCAUUGCAGAAAAUUUGGCAAGAGUUUCUUCCUUUGCUAUGCAUGUUUUACAUAGACUCUCAUUAACGGAUCUUCCACUUGAAGAGAAGUCGACCAUGACUAAUACUUUAGCUGAUGGUGUUUGGCAAGCGCAACAAAACCUUCGACCAGCUUUUAACAUGCUAAAUCCUUGGCCGUUAGAUGUUCCUUAUGACUCUUCCCUGAGAAGGCUUCCUAGCAUGAAUUUCCCUUUUCCUAAUGGGAAUUCACACGAUCAGAGGUAUCCGCAACAUGCCGCUUCCCAACCGGACUCCAUGAAUGCUUUUUUACAACAGUUCUCGGACAAGCUGCUGAGCAUAGUUGAACAAAAAAUGUCUAAUAGUCAAAAUAAGCCAAAUAACUAAAAAUGUUUCUUUCUAUGUAAUGUAUAGAGUUAAGUGUGAAAGAAGUAUGUUUUUAGUUAUAAAUGAUGAAUGCGAAUAGAAGUUGUAGUGGUUUGUUUGCUAUGACACUUUGUAUAAUAUUUUUCUUUCAUCUAUUUUGAAGAAAUUUUUAUUAUUUAAACCAAGUUUUAAUAUUUUCUUUCUUUAUUAUAAGGAUGAACAUUCCAUUUUUAUUAACCUUGAUUUCCUGGCUUUCUGAGGGACAAUAAUCUUCCAGAAUUUCCAAUGUCUUUCUUGUAACUCAGAAAGUUUUUAUGAUGUUUAGACAUUUUUAAGUGUUUUAUUACAUUGACAAGUGUCCUUAUCCAAACAAUUUUAAAUCUUUUUUAGUUUUUAAGAUGUUUAAUCAAAUAAAAUAAUUUGCUUAUAUUUUCCCCCCAGUCACACCUGCUAUUAAGAAUGUAUAGUUGCAUUGAAUACAGGGUGCCCACUGAAAUCUUUAUCUGCGUUUUUAAUAUUCAAAACAGCCUCAGCUAUAAUUAAAAAAGUGUUGUUCAGUUAUAGUAAAGUAACUAUGCUCUACAAGAUAAGACUGCUUGUAGCACCAUCUGGUAGAAAACUGAAGAGUCAGUGUUUUUAUCUUGAAAACUGUACAAGAUGAUUUUAAAAAGGUGAAACAUAAUUAUUUUUUAAUAAAUAGACUCAGUGUGGAAUAAAUGUUAAAAAGCGCAUUAAUUUAUUUUUGGUUUCCUACCUUUGCAAUGAAAUAAUGAUCUUUAAAAGAAAAUUUUUUUAUUGUGAUUUUUAAACUAAAAUUUUGUGCUUUAGAAAUAAUGGUAUGUUGUGAUAACUAGCUAGGUUUUUUUUUUUACUACUUUCUAAAUUAAUUUAUCAUGUCACUAACAGACAAAUACAUUAUUUAAACCUUCUUCCUUACAAUAAUCCCUACAAGAUGUCUGUUUGUACUAAGUCAUGUUCUACCUCAUGUAGUUUUUGAGAUUGAAACACUUACUCAUCAAUUUUGUACAAGGUGCUCUUGUAUCCAGUUUCAUCUUAUAACACAUAGCCACUUUAGUAUGCUUAAACACCUCUUUCAUAACUAAAGCUGCUACUGUUCAAAAGUAAAGAGUGCGGUUGCAGACUGCAUUAGGCAUCCUGAAUAAUUUAUAUUUUAUUUACAAAUUAAUUUAUGCCCCUUUAGUUUAAACACUGUUAUUGAGCUUAUGUUAUAGAUAUUAUAAUAUAGAAAAUUGCUCAAUUCUAACUCAAAUAUUAACACAUUUUGUAUUCUAUUACUGUAUAAAAUUACUAUAUUUUUGUUUAUGUUAUCACAGAUUCAAAAUUGCUCCUUUACAUUUACCAUAAUUUCUCUUCUCAUCAUUGUAUUCUGCACUUGCUUUCUACCGAAAAUGUUUAACCUAAAAAUAUUAUUCACUAAUUGUGUACCAGACUUCGUAGUUGUCCUUUCAUUCCUCAUGAAAAAUAUUUUAUCUUGAUUUUUAGCGUUUUCCUUCAUGUUUGUAUGUGUUUAUAAUAUCCCAUUUUCUACAAAUACAAAUUUAUAUUUUAAAUGAUUGAUUGAAAGUUUUAGAUUUUUAAUCCAACAUCUUUUUUUGUUAAUAGUGUUUGUAAAAGUUACAAAUAUUUUAUUAUUCGAACUUGGAGACUGUUCAUAAAUUAACAAGUAUAUACAUAGUUCAGGCAUAUAGCCUUACUUGCACAGUUUGUUGUUUCAAACUUUUUGGUCAGUUCAGUCAUUUUACAAAACAAAACUGAGUUAAGUUUACAUAAUUAAAUUUUUAUACAAUUGAUUCAUGGUUUGUCCACUUAAUCAUUAUUUUCUGCAAAUACAAUAACUAAUAUUAUUAUAGGUUGGAGUUUUGUAAUUUCGUGGUUGUUUUGCUUUUUUACUUUCCUUCUAAUAUUAAAAAGCAUUGAUUCCAAUAAAUAAUACAGUAAUCAUAUUGAAGAGCUCUUGAAUUGAGAGAUCAUCAACUAAACUGGGUACAAAAAUGUUAUACCCCAUAUUCACUGUGUUUUCAAGUCUAGUGAAACCUUAUUUUAAAAUUAUUUUAUUAAAUAAGUUUUGAACUCUUAUAAACUUUAAAUAAAUAUUGGUGUAAGGAAAUAUUAUCUAAUCGAUAGAAGUUAUUUUUUUAAUGCAGCAGUAGUUGAAAAUUUUUCCAUGCAAUGAUUUGAAACUGUUAUGAGAUAUUCUGUACGGAUAAAAUUAUACUAGAAACUGUUGAAACUUUCUUUUUUCCCAAACAAAUCAAUUCUGGAUUUAAAAAUAGUAAUUUGUAUUGUUUUUUUUACAGUAAAAUUUGUUUGUUUUACAGUUAAGUAGAAUAUAUUAUUUAGUUUGCCUUUUUUAAAAUGCAUCUGUAUACUGUUCCAAAAGUGUCCUGAUUUUUUACUUUUGCCCACUACGAAGCCUGCAUAUAUCUCUUUUCUAGUUUCACAAUUUAUUUAUAAAUUUAAGUCAUACUUAUUGUACUCUUGAAACUUGCUCACUAAUAAAAGUAUCAAAUAAUUUUGUAUUAUAUUUCUGAAAAUUAUUUUAAAUAUAUUCUAGUUUUAAAUGUUCAAAUAAUUCACCUAUUUUUUUUUAUCACUUUUGCUAUUAAAAAUGUAUAGGUUGUUUUAAAUGUAUUAUUUUAUAUGAAAAUAAAUUUAUAACCUUUUCUAAUUUAGCUUAUUAAACUCAUAUGCUAGUUUAUUUAAAUAUUAAAAUCUCAUUUAUAUUUUAUGUCUUAAAAUCACUUUGAAUUUAUUUCUUGGAUAAUUCUUAAGUAUUAAAGUGUUAAUACUUGCUCACUUCCAGCUAAAUUCUCGAUUAAAAUAAUUUGUAUUCUCUUUCUGUAAAGUAUUUUUAUCAUGGUAUUUCGCUUUUAAAUUUUCCAUUAUUUUGUAAUCCCAAUUUGUUUUUGUUUUUUUUAUCCUUCUUGUUUCUUAAAUUAUUUGAAAUGUAAUAUUUUAUUUUCAACUUUAUAUAUAGUCUAUGAAUCAUUGUUGAGCUUAUGUCAUAGUUAUCAAAAUAUUGAAACUUGCUCACUUCUAAAAAUAAUGUUCAAAUAUUUAAAGUCACUGAACAUAUUAUAUUUUCUUCCAUAUAACUGCAUAGUAAUUACCAAUAAUAUUUUAUGUAAUUUUAACUCAAACAAUUUAGUCAUAAAAAGUAUUAUAUCGGUCACAAACGAUAGAAUUUUUUAGAGACAGUAUGUGUUGAUAAGAAUUUUAUGUUUUCAGUAUUAUGACAAAAUUAGAUUUAUUUUUUUAUUUAUUUAUUUUUCUGGUAACAAGCACAAGCAUAUCACAUCUUUGUCAUGAAGGACCUUCAAUAAAUUUGAAUGUUUUGUUGCCAACAUAUGGUAUUAUUUACAAUAGAAGCUCCUAAUUUAUAAAUAAAAUGCAUUUAUACUGUGUUUAAGGCUUAUUACAUAAGUUAAUUGUUUAAUUUUUUUUUCCUUAAACAUACUUGAUAUUUUUGAUCAAUGUAUAUUUAACGCUAUAAGUUAUAAACUAUGCUGUUUUCAUUUAACAUAGGCUUUUUUUUUUCUCAAAAUAGAUCUUAGUUAACUUUGGGAAUAACUUGCAUAUAUUAAUCUUUUUUUUUUCCUUUCAAAACUGCUUCAUAUUUUUAAAUUGUAAAUUUACUUUUUAUUUCUAGUGGGAAAAAAGGGGGGGGGGAUUCCUUAACUCAUUGGAAAUUGUUUAAUACUCAUUGUACAAGGUGCGUCUAAUAAGUUAGAGGACAGGAAGUAUGAAACUAAACUCAAAGUAACACCAGUUAGUCAAAGCUUUCUUUUUAUACUGUCAAUAACGUAGCUAAAAUGAGAAAGGAUUCUGUUUACAGAAAACCAAAUCUAUAUGAAUGAACUGUCCUUACUAUUUUCUUAUUCAUCUAAUAUGUACCUGCCGAUUCCACAUUAAUAUCUUUCAUAUCUUCUUGAUAUUGUCAAACUAAAUGUGGUCAAUCUUUCAUAUUUUAGUUACUUUCUUGAAAAUGUGUAAACUAACAUUUUUCUGCUAUCAUCAUCUGUUCUGUACAUUUGAACUGACAUUGAAGGAUUCAUUUACCCAAUUUCUGACAAAAAUUUAUGUUUAUUUGUUGCUCCUUUACAAAUGUUUUGGAAAAAGCAACAUGCCUUUGCCUCUAGUAGACAAAUAGGACAUUAUUCUAGUUUGGCAAGUUUUGACAAUGGAUCUCUAUUUUUGAGCACUUGAAGCAAUAUCAGAUUUUAUUUCCAGCUUCAGUUUUUAGGGAUUAUUCAAUAUGCCAUCACUUUUUUGCCCUUUUUUCUGCAAACCAUCUCUCCUUGCAUGCAUUGCUACUGAGAUGCAUUCAAUAAAUUUUUAAGCGUGCCUUUAUAUAUAUAUAUAUAUAUAUAUAUAUUCAUUAUAGUCCUAAAUAUUUCAUUUAUUGAAUUUUCAGCAUGAAUUCUCUUCACACAUUAUUUAUUUUUUUCAAAAUUCAUCUCUACUCAGAAAAACUAAAAAUAAGAAUUUUUGCAUUUUAUUUGCAAUAUAAUUUGUGUUCUAAUCUCUGAUAACAGAAAUAUUUUGCCAUUUCAAAAAAUUACUGACAGUUAUUACAAAAUAAAUUAUUCAUAAUUUGUAGCUCUUUAUUGUAAUUGAAAUUAAAUGUUUUUUUUUCCAACAUAGAUCUAAAAUAUCAGUAUACAUACCUUUGUUUUUUGCAAAAAGUGACUAUGUUUUGUAAGAAAUAUGUAUUUUCAAUUUCAUAGGUCUAAAAGUAUCCUUUUCAUUUCAAAAAAAAAGUAUCAAAACUUUACUUAUAGGUGUAAUAUUCUGUUAUUUUGACCAAAGAAAAACCUACUUCCAUUGUGUCUUCUAUGCAUACGUUUUACAGAUAUUCAGAAUGUUUAUUUGACCAAUAUUUGUAAAUAGCUAUGUAAAUUUGUUACAUAAAUCGAAUGAAUUUGUCUUCCACUGUGAGAGGAAACAGUGAAUAAAAUUUUUAUAACAUA
Messenger RNA from Parasteatoda tepidariorum (common house spider), 9891 nucleotides. RefSeq names its product mitogen-activated protein kinase-binding protein 1. The record is from RefSeq and is a predicted model, not a curated record. Gene Ontology annotation, biological process: centriole replication. Gene Ontology annotation, cellular component: mitotic spindle. Lineage: Eukaryota; Metazoa; Arthropoda; Arachnida; Araneae; Theridiidae. Gene Ontology annotation, molecular function: protein binding.